AUGGCGUCGGCCACGGGUACCUCAAAAGGAGAUCCGCCUCCGCUGAUGGCGAUGCCUCUCGGCGUGGUGCUGAUCUUCCUGUCCGUGGCGGUGCCCAACGCGGUGCUGCUGUACUUUUUCUCCGCGGUGGACGACAUGCAGGGCUUGAGACUCUACAACAUGGUGUCGCCCAACCAGAUGAGCCUCGCAGGCGACGGCGUCUUGUUCAUUGCCUUCUUGACCUGCUCGUUGCUCUACGUGUUCGGCUGGGUUGAGUGGGGGCGAACAUGCCAAGGAAUCGCUCUUGUCCUGCCGUGGAUGUUCAUCGUGGCUCCAUCCUGA
Messenger RNA from Prorocentrum cordatum, 321 nucleotides. Lineage: Eukaryota; Dinophyceae; Prorocentrales; Prorocentraceae. The record is from the annotation of a GenBank genome assembly.